This is a messenger RNA of Closterium sp. Naga37s-1, 546 nucleotides long. NCBI's taxonomy places the organism in Eukaryota, Viridiplantae, Streptophyta, Zygnematophyceae, Desmidiales, Closteriaceae. The record is from the annotation of a GenBank genome assembly.
AUGUCAUCUGACGAGAGUCGUCUGCGCGAGGUUGUCACGGCGAUUCUAGAAGCCGGCGACCUGGAAGAAUUGACUGAGAAAAAAGUCCGUCAGUUAGCGCGCGAAAAGACGGGGAUUGACACGUCAGCAGAUGCGAACAAGCAACUAAUUCACAAGAUAGUUAAAGCCUUUGUGGAGGAGGAAGCGGAGGAUCCAAUAGAGAAGAAGCGGAAAAGGCGGAGAAAGGGAUCUGAUGAGGACAGCGGGAGUGAGAAGGAGGAGGAGGAAGAGGAAGAAGAGGAGAAAGGGAGGGGGAAGUCGCGGAAAGGAGGGAAGAAGUGGAAAGUGGGUGACGGCGGAGAGCUUGUGAUUUGCGAGUUGUCUGGGAAGCGCAAGCUAACAGUGAGUGAGUUCAAGGGGCGCUUGCUGGUGUCGAUACGCGAGUACUAUGAGAAAGGCGGCAAGGACAUGCCUUCCUCUAAAGGCAUCAGUCUUCCUCCUGACCAAUGGGAUAAGCUGGUGAGGCACAUUGAUACUGUACAAGAGGCCAUUGAUCACUUGUCAUAG